AUGAAAAGAAAAUCUUCCAUGGUACUUGCUGAUACAAAUAAUAAAGUAUCCAGUAAUAAAAAAAAAAGCAAUAAUAAUAAUGCUAGAAUGAAUCAGCGCAACAAUAACGCUAUUGAAGAUAAAGUUGCCAAUAACACUAAUAAUAAUUCCACACAACUCAUAGCUUUGCACGCUCUUACAAUGGAAAACUACUAUCUAUGUGGCAGGCUUGCUUUGUUGAUGAAAAAUUAUAAUUUAGCCAUACAAAAUCUAUCUAUGUUUUUGAGUAGAAAUCCCCAAAGUAAUAUAGUUGAGGCUAUUAUAUUGUUGGGUAAGGCAUAUUUUUUUAACGCUACGAACUUGCAAGAUCCAGCCGCUACUGGCAAUACCGAUUCUAAUGUUAAUAAUGAUAAUAACCCCAAUAACCCUAGUAAUCCCAAUAACCCUAAUAAUAAUAAUUACAGCAACAAUGGUAUUGCCUCCAAUAAUGCCCUUAAUUUAAAUAAAAAUCCAGAAAUCUCUAAAUGUAUUCAAUUGCUUUUGAAUUCCUUACAAUAUGAUGCACAAUAUACUACGCAAGAUUUUAGGAUAUGGACUGAAUUAAGUAUGUAUUAUUAUAUGGCCAAUAAUAAUUAUCAAGAAGCUACAACGUGUAUCAAUAACGCGUUCAAUUUGAAUAUGAGUCUACCUUUUGUUUGGUAUUUGCAAGGAAAAAUAUUGUACCAUCAGGAAAACAAUAAUAGCAUUAAACACAACAGCCUUAACACCAUAUUGAGAUGUUUUGUUAAUUGUCUGGAAUUAAACCCUCCAAAAAUUUUGCAAAUUCACGCUCAUAUUUCCAUUGCGCAACUUCAUUCUAAAUUCAAUGAUUGGGAUAUGGCUUUACAAGAAAUUUUAAUAGGGUUGCAAUUAAUCGAAAACAUCAAUGGUGCUACUAAUCCAACCAAUGAUAAUAAUGCCAAUAAUAUUUCCAAAAAACAUAUGGACCUACAAACUUAUUUAUGGAUUUCUGUGAUUUUAUAUAACUAUAAAUUGAAAAGGAUAGAUGCCGCAUUACAAUAUUUAAACCAUUAUUUAAGUAAUACUGGGCUUAAAAGUGGCACUAUAACUUUAUUAUCCACGCUCUAUUCAAUGAUUACCUUUAAUUUUAAUUCAGACAAUGCACUACAGGCCUUAAAGUUUGAAACUUGUUUACCUACAAAUGAUUCAAGCUACUAUCUGUACUAUGUUUUAGGUAAUUUUUUUACAAAAAUAAAUAGCAAUCCCGCUGUUGGUAAUUUUGAUAACAUUUCCUCACAGGAAAGCUAUUAUUAUUACCAACAGGCCCUAAGGUUAAGACCUAAUGACCCCAAACCAUGGAUGAGCGUUGGUGCUUUAUAUUAUAAAUUAAAUCAAUUAGAAGAUUCUUUGGCCUCAUAUACUACUGCUAUCGGGCUAUCUUUGGAAAUGGUUAACAACAGUAGUACCACAUUGUCCAUUGUAAGAAUGUAUAAAAUGUUUGCUGCCUAUUCUUGGUGUGGGAUAGGUAGGAUAUAUUUUAAAACAGACCAACUUCAGGACAGUUGGAAGGCUUAUAUUCAAUCCAUGGAGUUAUUUAUAGAAACCGAGAACUUUAGACUCGUGGAAAGAAUAUUUUUGUAUUUACAACAACAACAAAAGACUUCGCAACAGAUGGUCAUUCCACAAAAAAUUAUAGACAGUUUAAACCAGUAUAAACUCACAAUGAACAACAGCGGUAGUAAUAAUAACAGCGGUCGCCGACACAGCGUCUUAUCCAACGUGUCUCAGCAUUCUACAUUGGGUGGUGAUGAAGAAAUAUAUGAAGAAGAGGAAAACACUUUAGUUUCCGAUAUUGAUAAUAUUCCCUUAAGGUUACUUUUCGAUUUUUACCUAUUAGACCUAGAUUUGAAAAAUUUACUAAAUGAUUUGAGUAGUAUAGACCAAGAUAUUAACUGUACGUUACCUCUAGACCAUAAUAAUAUUAGUAAUAUCAACAACAACAAUAAUAAUAUUGUUACAGCUAACAACAGUAUUAGCGGUAUUAGUAAUAAUACUAGCCGUAAAAGUAGUAUACCCAGUAUAAGUAACAGAAACAAAAACAACAGUAAUAACAAUAAUAGACAUAGUAUUACAAGUACUGGUAAUAAGUUUAUCCAAAAUACCAAUAACAACAAUGCACUGAUAUCAAAUGCUAAUAACGAACAGUAUAUUAAUAUAAAUAAUAAUAACUUUAAUAACGACUACAAUGUAAAUUAUGGUAACAAAAAUGCACCACAGAUUAUAGAGGGUAGACCACAGACCGUGCAGUUUAUUGCUCCACAACAGCAACAACAAAAGCUACCAGCACCAGCACCAGCACAAGCACCAGCACCAGCACCAGCACCACCGGCACCAGCACCGCCACCACUACCACCACAACAACCACAACCAUCACAACCACCACAACAACAACAACCGAUUUUCAUGCAGAAAGGUUCUGGCUCGCCACUAAAUUCUAGCAAUAAUGGUAGGAGUAGCAUUGUUAAUGAUGAUAUCAAAAGACAAAAUUUUGCUGACGGUCUCAAUACUACAAAUUCACAACUGCCAGGGGCAGUUUACAUGUUCUCACAACAGCAACAGCAACAGCAACAGCAACAGCAACAGCAACAGCAACAGCAACAGCAACAGCAACAGCAACAGCAACAGCAACAGCAGCUACAGAAUAACAUAGAUACUACUAAUCCUAAUAACAAUAACAACAGUAGUAACAACAAUAAUGCACAAAGAAUUGUGUCUAAUCUAUCACCACCCUUACAGGUCAUUAUGAAUACCACACCUGGUUCUGCAAAUAAUCUCAAUCCUAAUAAUAUUAAUAUUAAUAACUAUCAGUUGCCUGUAGUGCAAUUUAGACCUCAGCAACCAGGACCACAACAACCUUUGCAGUCUCAACCACAGCAGUUGGCGCAAAUUCCACAUCCACAUCCAAAUAUGCCUCAGCAACAGUGUUUUCCACCACAAUUCAUGCAUUCUGGUAUGCCAAUCGAACAGCAACAUAUUGCAAUACAGCAACAACAAGUACCACCAUUGCAUUUGCAACAACAACAACAACAACAACAACAACAACAGCACCAACAGCAACAGCACCAACAGCAACAGCACCAACAGCAACAACCUAAUGGAAUGAAUAUGAACAUGAAUAUGCAUUUAAAUAUGAACGGUGCUAACGCUAAUCGUAACAAUAAUAAUAACAACAAUGGCUCCUUCCCAGGGCACAAUAUAGUUAUAGUGCCUUCAUCCCAAUUUAAUCAAUUACCAAGCAGAUGA
Saccharomycodes ludwigii is the source of this 3282-nucleotide messenger RNA. Its product is annotated as tetratricopeptide repeat protein. The transcript has a single exon. Gene Ontology annotation, molecular function: protein binding. NCBI's taxonomy places the organism in Eukaryota, Fungi, Ascomycota, Saccharomycetes, Saccharomycodales, Saccharomycodaceae. The record is from RefSeq and is a predicted model, not a curated record. The coding region runs from base 1 to 3282 and encodes 1093 amino acids.